This is a messenger RNA of Toxorhynchites rutilus septentrionalis, 2012 nucleotides long. It is a transcript of the gene Spec2, whose product is annotated as CDC42 small effector protein homolog. Gene Ontology annotation, cellular component: plasma membrane. The record is from RefSeq and is a predicted model, not a curated record. Gene Ontology annotation, molecular function: small GTPase binding. Gene Ontology annotation, biological process: regulation of Rho protein signal transduction. Bases 980 to 1237 code for a protein of 85 amino acids. NCBI's taxonomy places the organism in Eukaryota, Metazoa, Arthropoda, Insecta, Diptera, Culicidae. The transcript has 4 exons.
CCCUAGCGAUCCAUCCCAUGCACAACACAAACUCCAUUCGUGUUUCUUUCUUCCUUGUGCGCGGAUGUGGAUUGUGGUGUGUGCUUUGCAUUACAAUUAUGACGAGGAGAACCGGAUAGAUUUCCUUUUCGUCGUUUUCCACGUAAAGAUUUUCGCGUGUUGUGUUGUUCAGUUUGUGUGUUACAAAAAUACAGUUACAACGAGCAGAUGAGAAUCGUCUCCUGCUGGCACAACCGCCCAGGAACGUGGCGCCUCCGACGUGUGAUCGUUUAUUUCUUCUGACGGGUUAUGCUAAAACGACCACAACAAAAGCGCAAUCACAGAAGUGAAGAUCAAACACGCAUUGCUAGUGAUUGGAGUGAAAGUGAUCAAAUCUCGAGCACACGUUCACGGUCUUUGAUUUCAAUUGAAGUUGAAGAAUAAACUCGUGGUUUAUGUUGUUGCCUCUACCGUUGUGGCAUUGAAGAAUAAGUGCUGCCCAUCUACUGCUGAAUAUUCAUUAUGUGGGCGAGCGGAGCAUCUCUAUGCAGCUGUGUGAUCAAGUGCCUGUGAAUAUUUAAAAAUUUGCAUAAUCUUGACGCGUUUUGGUCGGUUGUUUUCAGAGUUCUCGAAGCGAGAAGUGCCUUGGUUUGAUUGUUUGGGCGAUAAAAUAUACUGCUUCGAAUCCUAUCAUCAGUCGUUUUGGAGAUAUGAAAUCUGAUGCCAGCAAAAUGAACAUGAUUUGAAAUUUGGUUGAUAACAAACAUAUCUUCCUGUAAAAGCAAGCUGUUAUCGAUUUUGAAAUAUCACUCGGAACCUCCACUGUCGUAAAGAGAAGGGCACCAAUCCGAAACAUCUUCCGUGUGAAAAUCACAUCAACGCGUACCUUCCCUCAAUCUUUCGUCGUCGUCGUCAAUUUGCGACGACGAUUUCCUUAUUACAACAGCAACAGGCAUCUCAAGACCGGUCCAUAGUGGAGAAGAAACUGCAAAGCAGUAAAAUGGCCAGCACUGGCGAUAUUUGGCUGCAGUGGUUUUCUUGUUGCUUCCAGCAGCCGCAGAGCCCGAGGCGACGCCGGCAUCACCAGCGGCUGCGGAUAGACCGAUCGAUGAUCGGAAAUCCCACCAACUUUGUGCACACAGGCCAUAUCGGAUCGAACGACGUGGAGCUUACAACGAAUCAUCUCUCGGCGAUCCAGAACCAGAUGCAGAGUAAAGGCGGCUACGAAACGAACUCGCUGAGAUUGCAGGCCUGCUGAUGAAUAACCAGUCCCGUGUAUUUAUUCCUAGUUUGUAAGGUUAUCAAUAUUCAGAACCCCGACACCGUAGCGGAAAAAUGGGCAAACAUAUUAAGUCCUAAUUUCACGAAGGGGAAGGAGGCAUAACAAUGAGCUACGAGGAGUAGAUAAGCAGAGCAGAACGACGUGUUUACGCGCCUAUGCGAAGAUUCAUCAUCAAAACUCACUGAUACUUGGAGCGAAACUAUGUUCGUUGUGUCGAUCCUUCCAAUUUGAAGACAAUAGAGAUAACAGUAAUUAGCGAACUACCUAUAGAACCCAACUACUAUAAAUUAUCGUUAAUAUACUCCGGCCAUUGCGAUGAGAGAAGAACCGACUUGCUCGAGCGUGUACGUUUGGGAAAUGAUAGUUGACAUUAGUUUUAUCCAAUAAACAAAUAAAGAAAAUCAAACAAUAAGAGGUGCUCCACGGUAAUUGUUUAGAAUAAAAGUAAUGAAUGCAAUGAAUGAAACUAAUAACUCUCCAGCGUGCGUGUGUAUAUUGUUGUAUAUAGUUCCUCAGAUGAAUAUCAGUUAAUGCUGUACUAGAUUUAUGAUCACACUUAUGGUUUUUUACACCAACCGUACACUUGGUGUACGCAUCUAUGUUAAUUCUCUCGUAUGCCUUACAUUUAUAAUGUUACUAAAAAUAUACAAUCUACGUACAGUAAAAGCACAUAUUUUAAGCGGAACCGUUUGAUAUCAAUAUUUAGAUAAUAACAAAGGGGUAUGAUGUUGAAUGAUCGAUUUAAAGUCAA